This is a messenger RNA of Klebsormidium nitens, 4219 nucleotides long. Lineage: Eukaryota; Viridiplantae; Streptophyta; Klebsormidiophyceae; Klebsormidiales; Klebsormidiaceae. The record is from the annotation of a GenBank genome assembly.
CAAAAGCAAGGCCGUGGCGAAUGUGACAAGGCGUCCUCCUCCACCUGGGUCCAUGCCAGUCGUUGGACCACAUCAUUUCAUUCAAAAGGUUCACCAUUCAGUUCUGCGCACCAUGAUGUCGGUGGUCUGGCAAAAGUGGCAUGAACUUUCUGACCUACCAUCGACUCCCAGAAUGGUUGUCAUUCUCCCGAGAUGCCAAGCCAGAUGAUUGGCGGGUGAUGGCGCAGUGUGGUUGCUUCUUGCGGCCACUACGGUGGAUCUAUCUUUAGUUGAUCUUUAUGGCCCCGCUGCGUGUUGCAAAGCAGCUGAGAUAGUCCGAAGCACCGCGGAUGCGGUCGCCGAACCGUAAGAGCCCUUUGACCGGGCCCAUGCCAUUCUUGCAAAUCAAGUAAGUGUAGUUCAAGAGUGGAAGGUUUCAGGGUGAGCACAGGAAAGUUUGACCCUGAGCUCUGCUUUUUCUGAGGCACGCACCGAUUAUGGAGGAGGUUGUUGUGGAAUGUCAGCAAGGAGGGAUGGACUCCUCUGCUGGUGAUGUCGGCAUGACCUCCAGCAAGAAGCGGAAACCAGAGGAGAGUGAUCCUGGCGAGCAACCCAGCCUGAAGCGGGCUGAGAUAAGUGACAAGGACGAAAGUGCCCUGCCUGGCAGCAGUGGUGGCCAGAUUAAGUCGGUCGGUUCCAAUGGGAAUCUCCUUGAAGGAGGGGGGCAGACAGCGGAGGAAGCAGACGCAGUAGAACCUGCUGAUAUUCUCAAGAUGAAUGGACAGCUGCUUGAGCUGGUGCACGAGCUGGAGGCUCACCUGUUUGAUAGCGGCAAGCCAGUGCAAAAAACAAAGUUUUCUGAGUCUGUGGAGGCCAGCCAGCAGCGGUUGAAUCGGUAUAAGAAAAAGAAGCACAGGAUUGCGACACCGGCUUCUAUCCCCCCUGUUGAGGUGCGCCGGAAGCAGGGUGGGAUCCCAGCGGCGGGUUCCAUGCCCGCGAGCACAGCCAGCACUUUUGGCCACGGCAUCGUGUCACCAUCAGUGUGGAGUCAGGGGGUGUUCUCCAAUGUAGUAGCUCCGGGGGGUGCUGCCGGAGGACAGGGGCUCGCUUCUUUGUUGCAAACAGGGGAGGAGACGCCGGUGAGUGAGUAUAAGCAGGCCGGCCAGGAAAGCCAGAAGCCUGUAGAGGGCGCAAGCGCCCCAGGGGCCAAGGAUGACAAACCGGCCAGCAGCGGGAGCGGGCAAGGGAGUAAAGAGAAGGGAGAGGAGGUCGACGGCGCGGCGGAGGGCGUGGCCGCUCGAGGGGACGAGGCGCUUGCCAAGCUGGUCAUCCAAAAGGAGGAGGAGAUCGGAAAGCUGCGCACAGAAUUGCAAGCCAUCCAGCAGCAGACUGGGGCGACAGCGAGACCUGAUGCAACCCAGGCUUUGCCACCGAGGACCCCGAUGCCUGAUGCAGCUCAGGCUUUGCCACCAAUGACCCCGAGAGGCCCGUCAGGGAAUGCCCCCCCAGCCGCUCUGGCGGCCACGGUCGCAGAACUGGAAAAGAAGCUAGCAGAGGUGACUGCCGAAAACACAGCGCUCCAGACGACAGUCAAGGCUGCGCGCGCAGAUGCUGAGAAACAAGAAGUGCGCAUUGCCACCCUGGAGAGUAUCAUUAGCAAAAAGGACGCAGCACACACAGAGCUGGCGGCGCAACUAGAGGCAGCUCGGAAAGGCACAGAGGGGGAGGGAUCCCACAGCGACAGCGAGCUGAAAAACGAGGUGCGGCAGCUAAGGGAAGCGCUGGAGGUGGUGCACGCAGUGGAAGGCGAGCUGCGGCGGCAAAGUGCAGAGAAGGACUCGCGCAUCACUGCGGCGGCGAGCAUUGUCGAGCAGCUGAAGCAGGCAACGGAGCACCUGCAAGAGGAGAAGAAGCUGAAGGAGGCGGAGACGGUGCAAUUGCGGCGGGAGAAUGGGGAGCUGCAUGCGCAGGUGGCGGAGGCAAUGCGGCUGCUGAAUGCACAGGAGGAGUCCAUUGCGGCUCUGCAGAAGCAGCUACAGACAGCAGCUGAUCCAGUGUCGCCCCCGGUGAUCGAGGCUGCAGAGGCGCAGGCGGCCCGGUCCAUCCUGGAGGUCGCCAAAGAGUUCAACGUGAAGACGAUCGACAAGCUCAAGGUGGAGCUGCAGAAGGCGCGCCUGGUGGAGAGCCUCGAAGCCGCGCUGCAGCAGAGCAUCAAGGAGCUAGCUCACCAACGCAGCGGGCAGCACCCGGGAGAGGCCCCGAGCAAGGCGCAUGACACGGGGCUGCUGCGCUUGCGCGAGCUGGAGGCCGUGCUGGCCAAUCUGGAGCGGGAAAAUGCGGGGCUCAGGCACGAGCUGGCGGACGCCGUGAAGGACAAGCGUAAGGGCAAGGACUGGGAGGAGGAGAAGCUGCAGAAGCAGCUGGACAACAAGACGCGCGAGGUGGAGGACUUGAGCAAGGACCUGCAGGCCAGCUACGUGCAGCACUCCAAGGUGCAGCGCAUGCUCGAGCUCCUGCGCGAAGCCAACAUUGGCUCUGUCGAGAAGGUGCGCAUCAUGAUCAAGCGGCAUCAACAGUUCGACUCCCUUGAGGGGAAAGUGCGCACCCUGGAGGCCGAGAACGCCUCCCUACAGCGCAAGCUCAAGCGCCUCCAGGGCGCCCCGCCCGACGUGGGCUCCCCCGCCGCGGAUCCCCAGAAACCGUGGGUACGGCCGGAGGGAGCCCCCGGCAAGCCGGCCGAGACCGACGACAACUCCCGGGAAGACGUCCCGAUCGCCAACCGGAAGCUGGGCAAAACGAAUAGCGUGGACGGGGACAGAGUGGAUCGAAAUAAAGGUCCCGAGGGGGAGAAAACGAGCGGGGAGGGGAAGGGGGCGGAAGGAGAGGGCGCGCUGGCAUUAGGGGCUCCGGAUUUAGAGGCGCUGGUGAGCCGAGUUGGGGGGGAGCUGGGGGGGCCUAGGGACGAGGAGCGGCUGCGGGACCUGCUCAAGGCGGCGGAGAGGGUCGGCGAGCUGGAACAGGCUAUCGCGGAGCAGAAGCACCGCGCGGACAAGGCUGAAGCGCGGCUGAAGAAGUCGAAUGCGGACGACAAGACGAGCGCGAGCGAGAGCCAGGCGCUGUCCGCCAUGGUGCGCGUGCUGGGCCUGGAGCGGGGCGGGAACGAGUCGGGCGUCGUCGCGAUCGAGAAGGCGCUCCAGGCGGCCGCCUCGGAGCGCGAGGCGAUGAAGAAGGAGCUGGAGCAGAAGCGGGAGGAGGUGGACGUCAUGGCGCGCCGGCUCCGCGACAUCUCGCACAAGAACGCCAAGAUGGAGGAGCUUCACCAGGCCUCGGCUGAGGCGGCUGGCGAGGCGGCGGGCCUCCAGAUGCAGCUCAUCACGAGCCAGUCCAUGCUGCAACAACUGCAGCGCCGCAACCGCAGCCUGCUCAUGGACGCAGCGGCUGCGCAGGCCGUCCUCGAACUUCUCCGCGGCCCUUAUAUAAGAGACGUGGGCCAGCUGCAGCUUCUGCUCGAGCGAGCAAUAGAGCUCAGCAUUAGUGAACAGCGAUGAGCCGCUUACUCUUGAAGAGGGCGUCAUCCACGCAACUGGUAGUGACUAGCAGAUGGACGUUUAGUGUGAAAAUGGCGGGACACGCAAGGGAGUGUAAUGUUUGGGACUUGAUCGACUGCUUCGAUCUGUUAAAGCGAGCUGCUUCCAAUACCAACCAUGCUUUGUACCAAAGGGCACAUCUGUUUGUGAAUAGUGGUGGCUGCAUCUUUGAUGGCUCUAUAUCUUGACAUACAGUAAUCCUUAAGGCAGUGCUGGGAAUGGCAGGCUGAUCUAGGCAUGAGGAGUAAGUAACUGCGUAUUUCUAUCUACAUUUUGUGGCAUAGGCACCGGGUUUCUAAAUUUAAAGACCAGGUCUUUCAACCUCAGGACAGGUAAACCUUCUGCAGUUGUACACUUGUGGUGCAAUCGUGCAUGGUGCAGAGCUUCUAGAUUUACCGAGCUGGUAUACAUAAGGGUUCCAGACAUUUGAUGACUCGCCAGAGCUUACAACAAUGCUGGUGUGAAAGGGAUUACGUCGCUGCGUAUAUCUAGUACUUGUCGCACCCGGCUAGGCUUGUGACAGGAGUCAGUACAUUUAUAGGAAAGAGUGUGAGUGCAAGCUAAGUGAACAAUUACCUGGUUUUAUUUUCGAGGCAUUGUGGCAUCGCAUGAUUCAAUCUUGGAUCGUCAUUUGAGCGUAAUAUAUUCACGGA